Molecule: messenger RNA, 16329 nt
Organism: Nasonia vitripennis (jewel wasp)
Lineage: Eukaryota; Metazoa; Arthropoda; Insecta; Hymenoptera; Pteromalidae
Gene: poe
Product: protein purity of essence
Exons: 46
Coding region: 94-15990 (5298 amino acids)
Molecular function (GO): protein binding; zinc ion binding
Source: RefSeq, a predicted model, not a curated record
GCGACUCGCGUUGCUAGAUAGGGGAAACCCGUCCGCAAAACUCGCAACGAACUUCUCGGCUCGGAAUCAGACCAGCGGCCAGAGUAUUUCAAGAUGGCGGCAAAGAGCGGUGGUGUCGUCGAUUGGAGUUCUAUUAUAAAACCGAUUUUCGCAGCCUAUUAUGGAUCUUUCAACAAAACUGAUAUUAUCGAGCUAGUCAAAGCUGUCAUACAGAGUGAAGCAGAGUUAGUCUCACACGAUGAAGAAUACGAAGCUUUCUACACAUCUUUUGCUGCAUUAGCAGCCGAUUAUAUUGGUUCCUGUGCAAAUAAUUAUUCUAAAAGUCAAAUACCUAUUGUUUGGCAAGCAUGUCGGAUAUUACUGACAUAUUUGGUCGGCAAAUUGCCACAACCAAGUUCACAAACAGGAGAGAGCAGUGCUUCAACAAUAUUAACCACAAGGCAAUUAUUGCUACCCAUCCGAGCACUAUGUGUUGGACAGUCUUUACUUGCAAAAUCAGAGGAAGUUGUUCUAAUAACUAUUUUAAAGAAUGCAAAACUUCCUCAAAGCGUAAAAAGUUCACCAACAAGUGGAGAAAAAGAAGGUACUCCACAACCUAUAAAAGAAACAAAGAGAGCUCGCAGUGACUUAUCAACAAGUAUUUUAGAGCAAUUAACUAUGCCUUUGCAAGAUUUUGCUAUUAGCAAUGAUAUUGCCCUUGAUACGGCUAAUAAAUCUAAUUCAGAGGCAACAAAUACUGAACAAGGAGCAGAUACAAAGAUGAUGUUCACUGCAAAUAAUAUAAAUACAUUACAAAGUAUGGGAGCAGGAGAUAUGCUUCUUAAUAUGUGCUCUAAUUUACCACAUUUAUCGCGUUAUGCAAGAAAAUACCAAGCAUAUUUAAACAGAAAAAGUUUCUGUCUACCAGCAAAUCAAUUGGAAGCUCAAUCUAUUCGUCACAGCCUUCAUUCAGUUGUCAAUGACAUUAAUAUUGUGCAUAGUGUAGUUUCAUUACCAAUUCUUGAGCCAUUGACACCAGCAAAAUUGGAAAAAUUAUCAUUGGUGACCAUGUCUUGUUUAUAUUGUUCGAUUGCCAAUGCUACAGCAUCAAGCAUAGUUGGUAUCACUAAUGCAAUUUCACCAAAAUGUAGUUCAAAUACAAGUGCAAAUCCACAAAGUAGUCAAAGUACCAAAAGUACAGAAGAAGAAUAUGAUGCAUUAGCCAUAACUGUUGUAGAAAGAAGUUUAGAAAUUUUUACUUUAGUAUCGAAUAUCAUUAGACAUAGCACAAGAGCUGGUGGACAUAUUCUUCAAAAUCAUCUAAUGAUUGGCGUAUGGUUGUUGGUUGCUAGUUUACAAGUUCAAUUAUCUGUAAGUAGCUUUAGUGUUACAGAUAAAGGCAAAGAAGAGAAGGGAAAAUCGCCUAGUAAAGCUCGAGAUGGUAGUGGCCGCAUAAAUUUAAUGAAAGUGCAACAAGGUUUUGGAGUAUUAUCUGUAGCUUUAGCAUCGCAUGCACUCACAUUGAUGGGUGCACUGUUAGAGGAUGUUUCUGUUGAAGCUGGUAUAGAACAAGUUCCACCUCCAGAACCGGCUCCUCUGGAUAUUUUAGCGACUGCAACAGCUUUGGAAAGAGUAUCCACUUUCUUUCAAGCUGCACCUUUAAACCACUUGCUAUUUUAUUUGGCUACUAUAAGCUACCGAAAAGCUUGCACACUUAAGAGAGUACAAAAACAUCCUCUUGAAGGAGACACAUUAAGUCAGUCUGAUUCCACUACAUACUAUGAAGACUUGUAUAGUUGUUCUGAAAGUUCUACUGAUCAAGAAGAGGAUAGUGAGCCCAUUUUAGGUCUUUGGUUUGAAGAAACUUUAGAUUCAUCUGAUGGACCACCAGCUAAUACAUCAAAAGAAAGUAAUGAAGAAGCUAAUACAGAACGCAAUGCAACAGUUGUUCCUGAUAACCGAGAGCCUCAUGGGUAUAUUUCGUUAGCAACGAAAAUCUUUCAAUUUAUGAAUCAACAUUUAAUUGGAAGUAGGAGCGCGUAUGUACGAGAAUAUGUUGUAAAUGGCUUAGUGGAACAACAAAUGGUUAUAUUAGCCGCGAUAAUAAGAGAUUUAGAUCACGAAGCAGCGCGCACAGAGACAGGUACCAUUUCUGUUUUUUAUGGUGCCACAUUGGGUGCAAUGUACUCGGAAUUUUCACAAGCUUUGAGUAGAUAUACCCAUAACCUAUUAGCAAGAAAUACUCUGAGUGAAACCCUACAAAAUACCUUACUUCAUCACUUGGGAGUCAGCCCAUGGUCUACUGAGAAUGCUAGUCCAUCUUCCUGGCCUUUACAAGUGUAUCCAAGAACUCUUAGUGUUCUAGCUCAGAUACUACUUUUAAAGCCGCAAUCCGAGAAAGAAGCUGCUUGUAUUAGUAUUUGGCAAAGAUUAGUAACAACAAUGGUAGAAAACGUUUGCAAUCCUCCAACAACUUUUGAGACUGAAAAUGAAGAUUUAAAUGUGGAGCAUGCCCAAUUGGUUCUUUUUUUGUUCCAUUCAUUAAAUUUAAUGCAGAAGAAAUCUGUACUGUUGGUAACUGGCAGUGGAGCAGUUCGAUGUAGUGAAGCUAUCAAAAGCCCAAUGAAGGAUUCGCAAAUAUUGCAUUUGUCGCGACUUUUACUUCUACUUGAAUAUAUGAUGAAGCAUUUGUAUGAUGCACCUUCAACGUUACUUGAACAAGUUCAGUGGAAUUUAUUUUCCGCUACUAAUUUAGUGUCAGAUACUAAAGAAGGAAAUAAACAAGCUUCAAGAAUUUAUACUCCAUGGAAAGAAAUCGAAGAUAAUUAUCGAAAGUUUGGACCGCAAGAUGAAUUUUCGAUGAAACCACGUUUUUAUAAUCUCACUGCUUAUGACUUUAAUAAUCAAGACACUCCUAAAUUAGAUGGAUUGGCUUGCAACUUUAUUUUGGGAACUCCGGAUAAGAUGAAAUAUCCCUUACUGGUUGAUGCCCUUAUCGAUAUUUUAAAUAUUUUAAAUCAAACCAGUUUACCAAGAAAAACUGGACCAGAUGGUAAAGAUAAAAUGACUUUCACUGGUCUGUGUGCAAUACAAUACUGUUUCUCCAUCUGCUGGAGAUUACUGCUUAUGCUGCCACCGUCAACGCCGUAUAUGGAUAAGCUUGCUUUGGGCGAAGAAAUACCAGCAGGACCACUGCUGCUUCAUUCUUUGAUUUGGGGCCCUAGAGCUGCCUAUAAAACAUUUACUGGUUGGAUGAAGGAUUGUUUGGUCAAACAAGGGAUGUAUACUCAGUAUGCCGAAAAUUUAUUAAAAACAGUUUCGUCAACUGUCAAUUCAUUAAAAUAUGACGUUGCACUUGCGAAAAAUUGCAUUAAAUCUUUGAAACCGGAAGUCAGCGCAACUGAAAAAAUAGUACCAAAAGCGUCGUUACCAAAAUUGAGUUCCCUCUGCAUUUUAUCGGCAGUUGUUGGAAAACUGCAAGUUUUAAUGGAUGAAAGUAUAUACAAGUCUGUUAAUGAUAAUAUUGAAGCAUCUAAAGUACAACAACCGGCAGAGUCUACAGCUUCAAAUGUAAAUAAAUUAGUUGUGGAUAUAUUACCACAUAUUUUAUCACUGACCGAUGCAAUGUUAGCUUCGUGUAGAUCUAGUAUUUUAUACCAAAUUCAAGAAACUUCUGAAAGUAGUAAAAAGUAUACAAUGAGAGAUUUUGUCGUGCUCGAUGAAGUUAUUUGUAUGAGCGGCGCCAGUUGGGCAAGUGAAGCUUCGUUAAUUAGUUUAUUACCAAACAAUGUACGGUCUGUACUUGAUAAGUGGAAAGCUAUUAAUAUUGCUCACGUUCCUUGGAAUACGUACGCUAAUGAUAUCAUUCCGGCCGAAAGUUACAUUUUGGCUACGAUUAAUCACCAUAUUAGCUCUUUAUCCGAAUAUGGGUCGUUUUCUAUCAAUCCAUCUUUGAAGAACUUGUUGUAUUCUUUGGUAUCGUUUAUAAUGGAGUAUGUAAAUUCCAUAACUGCACCAGAAAAUACCGACGCUCGCAUACAUCGACAUGCAACAGAUAUUCUCAUUUCUUUAACUAUGGAUGUUCGUAUGGAAUACUUCCAUGAGAUGGCUUCAAAAACUUUGAAUACUUUAAUCGGAGAACCUGAUAGUGAAACUCGACAGAUACGAGAGCAUUUGUUUGUACUUAAUCAUACAUACAAUUUAAUUGUUGACUAUACCAGCAACUUGGAAGACACAAUCAACAUAUCGAUCGAUGGCAAAAUAUUGAAACAAUGCAUCAAGUACUGGGAGCAACUAUUAGAAAAACCAGUUGGCUGUAAGGCUUUGGAUCAAUUUUUUGCACCCAGUACAAAUAGAACUCUCGUCUCAGUUCUUCUCUCCAUAGCAUCGCCACAAUCUUCCCAUCAAUUUAGUAAUCACGUAUUGCAUUUCUUUAAUAAACUUUUCAAAACAGUAUCAGAAAAAGAUAGCGACGGAUCCCUUGAUCGAUUGUGUCGUUCAGUGGCGAAUCUAGCUAAAGUAGAAAACGAGAAACUUCAGUCGUGGCUUGCACACGUUAUUCUCGGCUCAGCAAGUUUGUCUCCUAGUGCAUCUACGGCAGUAUUGCCUGCCCCUGCGUCUUCAGCAGAUCCCGCUACCACAACUUCCACUACGCCUGCUGCGGCUCCAGAAGAUGCACCUAAGAAUGGUGUGCCAAAUAAUGCGACUAAUAAUGAGCAAACUCAGGGACCAUGGCAGUUAACAUCACUAUUAACCGAAACGACGACACCUAAUAACCAAACAACAAUUUCCAAUGAUGAGCAACAGUCGUUGCAAGAGAAUAACCAAUUGCUCCGAGCUCUUACUAAUUACAUAGUCAAAGAGAACAGCAAUAUUAGCGAUGGUGUGUCAGUUACCAUUCUGCAAGCCCUCAUACCGAUAGCUUAUCGAAUUUUGUCGACAACACCGGAAGGUGUAAGCUUUUCUGAACUGAUGCAAGUAAUGUCGACUCUGGCUGACGCUGGAUCGGACAAGGGUCACAUCUUGUUGUUCCAAUCUGCUACCGAAUGGUUAGAGCUUUGCAAGCAACAAUUCCUAAGCAAAGAUCCAAAUCUUGAUAAAUCCUCGUCCUACAUUGAAGCUGGCUGCUGCAUACUCAAUUAUGUGGCCGAUAUCGUGAAUGCGGUUUGUCCACAGAAGCUCCUCAUCGGCCAGGAUCGCGCCACAAGUCCACCCUGGGAAGGCGCACAACCUACCAACGACGUUAACGAUAGCGAUUGGAUCGACGAGAUCGCUCACGAUGAGGAAGAUAGCGGCGCUGAAGACUCGGACGAGGAUAGUCUUUGUAAUAAGCUCUGUACAUUUACCAUCACGCAAAAAGAGUUCAUGAAUCAGCACUGGUACCAUUGUCAUACGUGCAAUAUGGUCGACGGAGUUGGCGUAUGUUCGGUUUGCGCAAGAGUAUGCCAUCGUGGACAUGAUGUGACUUACGCUAAAUAUGGAAAUUUCUUUUGCGACUGUGGCGCUAAAGAGGAUGCGUCGUGUCAAGCGUUGACCAAAAGGAGUCCCCAGAGUUCGGAACAUCCUACGAACAAUGGAGCUUCAUAUCAUGCAAGCUCCGGCACUGCUGAUAAUCACAUGAUGCUGACAAGUAGUCUGAGGCGCAGAGCAUCGAGUCCGGUGCAUUUUAAUGAGAAACACGAAAGGACUAGUAAAGAUAAGCAGAAACAGCUCGCUCUUGCAAAACAAUUAGAGGGAUCGAAAGAAUGGGUCUUAUCGAAACUGUGGGGUAGCGGAUUAGUUUCGUCCCUAGUACGACUGACUCGUGCCUUAAUACCAGCGGUAGAAAUGUCUUGUGAAAAAUUUUCUCCUGUUGGUUGUCAUUCACGAGCGCAAGCUGCUCUAUCACAACUCCACUAUGUGGAAAAAAAAUUUGAACAUACUGAUCAACUUAUGUUGCCAACACUAGGAUCUCAGGAAGGAGCAUUUGAAAACGUGCGCAUGAAUUAUUCUGGAGAUCAAGGACAAACUAUUCGACAACUACUAUCUGCUCACAUGAUCAGAAGAGUAGCGAUGUGUUGCUUAUCUUCUCCACAUGGCAAAAGGCAACACCUUGCUGUAUCUCACGAAAAGGGCAAGAUCACUGUUCUUCAACUAAGUGCUCUUCUGAAGCAAGCUGAUUCCUCCAAGCGUAAGCUUACUUUAACUCGUCUUGCGUCAGCUCCAAUCCCCUUCACGGUUCUUUCUAUGACGGGCAACCAGUGGAAUGAAGACUUCCUUGCAGUCUGUGGUCUCAAGGACUGCCACGUUCUGACUUUCAAUAGCACCGGCACAGUUUCUGAUCACCUGGUGCUCCAUCCACAUCUUGAAACUGGUAACUUUAUUAUCAAAGCGAUUUGGUUGCCUGGCUCACAGACGCAAUUAGCACUCGUUACCGCCGAUUUUGUCAAGAUCUACGAUUUAAGCAAAGAUGCUCUGAGUCCUCAGUACUUUUUCCUUGUGCCGACUGGCAAAAUUCGUGACUGUACCUUCAUCCAUACGGAGAAUAACGAGUUUCACCUACUGCUUAUGUCGUCUGCUGGUUAUAUCUACAGCCAAGCUAUGGACGAGGAAAGCCUCGCUAAACAUGGCCCUUUCUAUGUUACUCAUACACUCGAAGUUUAUCACUCGGAUAUUAAAGACAACGGGCAGGUUUGUGGCGGCGGAGUUUCGAUUUACUAUUCGCAUGCACUCCAACUGUUGUUCUUCAGUUAUGUAAGUGGUAAGAGUUUCGUUGCUCGCAUGAAAUACGUCGACGACAUCGACCUCGUUAACCUGAUUAACAUUACCAACAAAUCUAAUGGAAGUAGCGGAGGCAGUGGCAGUGGUAACAAAUCCAACAAUAAUCAACCUCAACCUUUGUGCCAGUGGAGCGAAGUAGCCAAUCAUCCAGGCCUUGUCUGUUCGGUUCUUCAGACUAGCAAUAAUCCAGUUAUUCUGAUGAUCAAGCCAACCACCAUUAUGAUCCAAGAGAUUAAGGUUGUGCCUGCAAAAGCCAAGAUAAUGGAUAUGGUGGCCAUAAGGCAUCCAAGCUCUAACGCCGAGCACCGCACAACAUUGAUUCUUCUUUGUGAAGAUGGAAGCUUGAGAAUUUACAUGGCUGCAAUGGAACAGACUGGUUUCUGGAUGUCUUCGAGCGUUCAGCCGGUUGGCUUAAUUUCAAGUUUAAAGCAGACUAAAAAGAAGAAGGCUUUAAAAGCGGGCAAACCAUCAGGCUCAGUUAACUUCCCCAUCGACUUUUUCGAGCAGUGUCAGGCAAUGAACGACGUUGAGUUCGGUGGCAAUGAUCUGCUACAGGUUUACAACGUCGUGCAGAUCAAGCAUAGAUUAAAUACUACCGGAAUGUAUGUUGUAUCUACAAAGGCGAUGGGCUUUAAUGUCGAAGUUACGAACAACGAUGCGACUUUGGUUAUGACGGGAAUCAGAGUGCAACUGGGAAGUCAGGACGUACAGCGAGCUCCCAUGUAUAUCGAAGUAUUCGGCAGAAGCAUACGAACAACACUGACUCGUAGUCGAUGGUUCGACAUACCACUGACACGAGAAGAAAGCCUUCAAGCGGAUAAGAAACUUACCAUUACUUUUGGACCUUCUCAAGAUCCAGAAGGCGUUAUCAUGGUCGAUUCUAUUAAGAUUUACGGAAAGACUAAAGACGCAUUUGGAUGGCCAGAAGAGCCUGAAGACAUACCCGCUGGACAGUCAACACCUGCUCAGGCUACAGCAGGAACGACAACUGGCAAUGAUGCAGAUAAUCCCACGGUUUCGCCUACACCUUUAAGUUCUGUGGAUAAACCGACAAAGGACGAAUCAAUUAAUAUCGAGAGAAUGAUCUCAAGUAUUCUUGAAGUACUAGAAUCAUCAUUUACAUUGUCCAAUGAUGAGUCGAAAGCACCAUUGAAGCAGACCGCAAUCGAAGUGGCUUCUACUUUGUUGACAUUGCCAACACCUCCUCCAGUACAAGUCCAUACAACAGCUCUUCUUGCAGCUCUGCACAACGCCAGAUCUGGUUAUCAUUCCCAUAAGGAUCAAGUGUUGCUGAACCAUGUACUUGAUUCACUGAAGGCAAUGCGAGAAACGGAGGAUCCUUGUGAUAUUGAUGCUGAAAAUUUCUAUCGAUUAGUUGUUAUAGUAAGAAGCAUAGCAGUCACACGUCCCCAAAAUUUGUAUAAAUUUGCUGAACAACAUUGUACAAAGACAAGCGAAGAGAUUCAUAUUCCUAUUUUGGAGCAAGAUAGGCCAACACCACAAGCAUCGACCAGCGAGAACAACAAUCCGCACUUAAUGCUUCAAUUGAUGAACGUUUUAUGGUUAUUACACGCUGCUUACCCAAAAAAUCUGGCUCUAGCUCCAGUAGUAGUACCGGGUCUCACGCACACUGAAGCCGUUAUUCAUGCUAUCAUUGAAAUUAUUCAUGCAUUCACUAUAUGCGACGUAGACGGUUUUACUCCGUUAGCAGCAAAGCUCUAUCUGCAGCUUCUACUUAGCUCUGAUACGACCGUCAGCUUUAAUGCGAAACAAGCUAUCAUUAAAGUUUUGCGCCCACGGUACAAGAAACGGCGGGUCUACAUACCAAGUCCGCCAAAUUAUACCGCUUCGAAUGCCACAGCACAAGUUGAAGAAAAGGCUACACCUAUAGUACCUCAGACACAACCACCGCCAGAGCCCGUUGAAGCAGACGAACAGUUCGACGUAGACAAUGUCGUGUCGAUGGUUCUGCUUGGUGGUGAAGGUUCUAAUCAGGCAGGUGCCGCCGCAGCUCGAGCUGUGAACCCUCUUGAGGCUUUGCUGGGUCCGGGAGGCUUCCCCCAGUUGUUGGAUAUGCCGCAAGCCGAGGAUGACGAAGCCAUGGUCGAACUUGCUAUCGCCCUUAGUUUACAAGAUCACGAGGGUGGGGCACCUAUGCAGGCAUUGCAACAAGGCUUACAACAGAGUCUAGCCAACUUACAAGGGCUCGAAGCACAUCUUAGCGGACAAGCUCUGCAGAGUUUACAAGCACUGGCUGCACAGGGUCUAGGUCAGGCACAGGGUGCCGCUCAGGCUCAAGAGGCAGGUCAUUAUUCUGAUACAACUGCCUCGGCUGGUGGUUCGGAUGAUGAAGGUUCGACAGCUGCAACUGAUGGUAGUACGCUAAGGACAUCACCUGCCGAACAAGGUGGCAGUGGAGGCAGCAAAGGAAGUGAGAGUGGUGGCAGUGAAAGCGGCGGUAGCGCUGUUGAUAGUAUAAUGGGGGAGCACAGCGUCUCGGGACGCAGCUCUGCCUAUGGAGAUGGUCAGGCAGAUGGUAUGUCUGCUGCAGGUAGCAGAUCCAACCAACAAGCUCGUUCUGAGAGCAGUUCCAUCAACGCACCCGCAACCUUUGCUGGUACCAGUCAAGAAGGAACUACGGAACAAGAACAAGGAAUCGAGCCAGAAAGCGAUGUUGCUGGUGAAAUCACAACAAAUCUGCACGACGUGAGAAUCAUGCUGCUGGAUAAACUUAUGCAGUUCAUACCAAAUCUAUCAAAUGUUCCUGGAGUUCGAGCCAUUCCCUUCAUGCAAGUUAUUUUGAUGUUGACAUCUGAUCUGGAUGGUCAAGAUGAAAGAGAUAAAACUUGCUUCGCGAACUUACUCAAUCUAUUUGUCAAGGAGCUUAACAUGGAGACGCCUGACGUGGCUGAUAUAUGCGCCAGAACAAAUAAACGAGAAGUCCAUUUAGUUAUUAUGCGUUUAUUAAGUGUCUUGAUGUCCCGGUCAAAAUAUAACACCAAGAGCCAAUCUGAAAGUUCUAACUUUACAUCUCAAAUGACAGCAGCAAUCUUAAGUAAAUCUGGUGUUAUCGAUUAUUGCCUAAACUUGUUGAAGGCGCUGCUUGAGUAUUGGAAAACUGUUUCUACCGAUGAUUCGGGAGCUGUUAUUGGUGGACAAUUGCUUAAAGAACAUUUAACUACUUCCCCGCCAGAUAUGUCACCAUUCUUCCUACGACAAUAUGUUAAGGGUCAUGCAAAUGAUGUGUUUGAACCUUAUCCUCAAUUGUUGACAGAAAUGGCUUUAAGAUUACCGUACCAAGUUCAUAAGUAUGCAGAAAGUAAUACAAUUCAACCAGCCUUUGAUCAGCAAUCGUGGUAUUUCUACCUGUGUGAGUACAUGAUGUCAUAUCAGACACCAUUUGUACGUCGACAAGUUCGAAAACUUUUACUGUUCAUUUGUGGCAACAAGGACAAGUACAGACAGCUUCGCGAUCUUCAUGCAUUAGUAUCGCACGUGAAAUCUGUGCAGCAAUGUUGCAAUACUGGAGGCUAUGAUGUUCUUGAACCAAUACCUCAUUCAAUCAAUUUACCGUAUGACUCCUUAGUAGAGUUGAUUGAGCAUCUCAAGUGCUGCGUUGAGAUAGCUACGAGUCGUACUGGCAACUGGCAAAGAUUCUGCUUGAAACACAACACUGUGUUGUCUUAUUUGUUUACGAUUUCGACACUUCUUGAUGAAGGCGUUAGUCCAACUGUUUUACAGUUGCUUCAAUGUGCCAUAUGUGCUUCAUCUAAAUCAAAGGACAUCAAAGGAAAAGAGUUAAAAUCUGCAAUAAAUACAAAAGAAAGACGAGAUCGCGAGAAAUCUGAAGAUUCCGAUACAGAAGCUAAAUUUGAAGAGACGCAAUGCAUCAACUUGGUCGAACAAAUUCAGAAGCAAGUGUCACCAGCUCUUUUGACCAAAUUCAUACAGACAUUCCUUUUGGAAACAAAUAAUACAAACAUUCGUUGGCAAGGUCACUCUUUGGUCCUUGCAAUUUAUAAAAACUCAAGUCCUGCUGAUCAAGAAGGUCUUCUCGAUCAUUUAUGGCGUUUAUGGCCGCUGUUACCUAUGUAUGGCCGUAAAGCUGCGCAGUUCGUCGACUUAAUCGGGUAUUUCUCUCUUCGAACACCUCACACAGGCAAGAAGAUGUAUUCCUACAUGGAACAGGCAGUAGCUGUACUUCACGCUCAGAACCAACUUCUGUCCCGUCAUCCAAAUGCCAAUCUCUAUGCAAACUUGGCUCAAUUUGUUGAGCUUGAUGGUUAUUACUUAGAAAGCGAGCCCUGCCUUGUGUGCAACAAUCCUGAAGUUCCAAUGAGUACCAUUAAACUAUCUUCCAUCAAAGUUGAUUCCAAAUUUACCACGACUACGCAAAUUAUUAAGCUCGUUGGCAGCCACACUAUCAGCCGUAUAACCCUUCGUAUUGGAGAUCUAAAGCGUACGAAAAUGGUUCGCUCUAUCAAUGUAUUUUACAACAACAGGACAGUUCAAGCUGUUGUAGAAUUAAAGAACAAACCAGCCAUGUGGCACAAGGCCAAGAAGGUAACCUUGGUUCAGGGCCAAACCGAAGUAAAGAUGGAAUUCCCAUUACCGAUUGUUGCGUGCAACCUUAUGAUCGAGUAUUCCGAUUUUUACGAGAACAUCCAAGCUUCGUCAGAGACUCUACAGUGUCCUCGUUGUUCGGCCAGCGUGCCUGCUAAUCCAGGAGUCUGCGCCAAUUGUGGUGAGAACGUGUUCCAGUGCCACAAGUGUCGAGCCAUCAAUUACGACGAAAAAGAUCCGUUCCUUUGCCAUGCUUGCGGAUUCUGCAAGUAUGCUAAGUUCGACUACACGCUCACCGGUAGACCUUGUUGCGCCGUGGACCCGAUAGAGAGUGAUGAGGAUAGAAAGAAGACUGUUGUCACAAUUAACACUUUGCUAGAGAAGGCUGAUAGAGUUUACAAGACUCUGAUAGCAAAUAAGCCUACACUAGAAAUGUUACUGGUGAAAAUAUCGGAACAUCGAUUGGACAGAUCAUUGGAUGAUGGUGUCACAACCCAAACAACCACUGGCAGCACGCAGGUUAACCGCGCCAUACAGCUGCUUGCCCAAAAAUACUGUGGUGAAUGUAAGAUAUCAUUCGAAGAACUAAGUAAGAUCAUACAACGUGUGCUGGCCUGCAGACGCGAGCUUGUUGCAUACGAUAGAAAUCAACGGGGACAAGGUACCAUACAGUAUCAACGUGCAAGCUGCGUCAGCGAUUGUACAGAGAAAAACACAUCUCCAGCCAAUCCACCAGUUGGAAGGUGUUACGGUUGUGCUUCGUCCGCUACCGAGCACUGCCUCACGCUGCUUCGAGCACUAGCGACCAACAGUGCGGCCAGGGAAGUUUUAUGCAAGCAGGGACUGAUUCAAGAGUUGGUAGAGCACAAUUUGAGGAGAGGUACAAUUCAAGUACAGGAGGAAGUGAGGCAGUUGCUUUGCCUGGUUACUCGAGACAACGCACAGUCUACGAAAGAGUUGUGCUCGCUGUUAACGAACAGGGUAACGAUGACGUUGAGGGGCAGAGUCGUAACGUCCGACCUGUCCACUGCCGUGAGACAUGAAAUGGCUUUACUUGGAGCUCUUAUACAGAAGGAAGAUACUUGCUGGGAACAGAAAUUAAGAUGUGUGAUGCAACUUUUCUUGAUGGCCUGCAAAGAUUCAAAGAGUCCGGUUGUCAUGGAAAGUAUUAUACUGCCUUGUUUGAAGAUUCUACAGAGUCUGUUAAAACCUGAACAACCAAUCUCAAAGAAGAAUAAGGAUAAAACAAUCGAUUCAUUAGCAACGGUUCAACCACCUGAUGGUGUAAGUAUCGACUUGGCAAAGUGGUUAGAUGGAGAUUCAAAAUACUCUUAUGCAGAGUGGUUACAACGAAUGCCAGGAAAGAAGUCUGACUCUCAUCAAAAUAAGCCAUUGAAAAAGGAAGAAGCCCGCAUUCUCUAUUUAAGCGAAAAGUACGGCCAUCGGUGGUAUUAUCGCUGUAUGCGUCUUCGAGGUAUCCAGCCACUCAAACUUACCAAUGGGUCAUGGCUCAAGGAAGUCAUUUUCAAUCCAAGUUCACGUCUGGCUCGUCAAGUUGUUUGUAACAUGGUGGAGAACUUAUGUCAAGGUACCGACCGGAAGAAGGAAGUUUUACUCUUGUUGACUGGUUACCUUGAUGAGUUGUGCGUCGCUGGCGAGAGCAGCGCUGAGUAUCUCGCACUUUAUCAGAAUUUGAUAAGACAGGCACCGUGGAAGCAGUUCCUUGCUGUUAGGGGAGUCCUAAAUAUAUUGGCAGAUCUGUUGACCAAAGAGAUUGCCGAACUGCACAGACUGGAGGAGACAACCCUCACUAGCGAUUUGGCUCAGGGUUACUCACUGAAAAUGCUAACGGAACUGUUAGCUACCUUCCUCGAACAAGAAAACAUCAAGCAGCAGUACAAAGGAAGGCUAGUCGGAGCAGUUUUGAACGGAUACUUAUCCUUGAGACGACUCGUCGUGCAGAGAACCAGGCUCAUCGACGACACGCAAGAGAAACUCCUUGAACUGCUUGAAGAAAUGACCACCGGUACCGAAGAAGAGACCAAAGCAUUCAUGUCAGUUUGCGUCGAAACGGUGCAGAAAUACAGUCCCCAGGACAUUCGCACUCCAGUAUUUAUAUUUGAAAGGCUGUGUUCGAUUAUUUAUCCAGAGGAGAACGACGUAGGCGAGUUCUUCCUAACUUUGGAGAAGGAUCCGCAACAAGAAGACUUUUUACAAGGCCGUAUGUUAGGAAAUCCAUACAGUAGCUUAGAACCUGGUUUAGGGCCGCUGAUGCGCGACGUAAAGAAUAAAAUCUGUCAAGACUGCGAAUUGGUGGCAUUGUUGGAGGACGAUAACGGAAUGGAGCUGCUCGUCAAUAACAAGAUCAUCAGUUUAGAUCUUCCAGUAAAAGAGGUUUACAAAAAGAUUUGGGUACUCGAAGGCGGGGAGUGCGACGCGAUGCGAGUCGUAUACAGGAUGCGCGGUCUUCUGGGCGAUGCCACUGAGGAGUUUGUCGAGACCCUGAAUGUCAAUAGCGAGCAAGAGGUGAACAACGAAGAAGUGUACAAGAUGGCGAAUGUUCUCGCGGAUUGUGGUGGUCUUCAAGUGAUGAUCGAACGCUUGGCAUCGAUACAGGACGUCAACAGGGCCAAACCUUUACUACAAGUAUUAUUAAAGCUCUUCAGGCUUUCCGUCAAGGUUAAGAAGAAUCAAGAGGUUUUGAGCCAACCAGAGUUGGGAGCGGUAACUGUUCUGCUCGAUGUGCUGCAACGGGUUAUCGACACUGACUCCGACAACUCACAGUCGAAAGUUACAGAGCAGCUACUUGAUAUUAUGGAGACUAUUCUGUCAAACGCAGCUUCUCAACCAUUGGAGACAUUUGAGGAGUUUUCUCGAACUUUAGGCAGCCCAGAGCACGUCAAGGCUCUUCUCUCGUGUACCCAGUCGACUGCAGUUCGGACAAGCGCGAACGUUCUACUGCAUCUCGCAAGGGUGCUAGCAGCUUUGACAUACGGCAAUAAGGAAAAGAUGGAACUGCUUUGCGACUAUUUUAAGCCUGUAUUAAACUUCUACAAAUUUGACUUUGAACAUACGCCCGAAGACGAACAGAAACUUGAACUGUUCUGCGUAUUGACCCAAGGCAUCGAGAGGAAUGCCAUAGGAAACACCUUAAAAGAUCAUAUUAUCAGCAUGAACAUUGUAAAGGAUGCUUUUGAAUAUAUAACGGUCCAUGCUCCUUGCGUAAAACCAACACUUCUCCGAACCGACAGUGACGAACUGAAAGAUUUUAUAUCGAAACCAGCACUGAAAUAUAUAUUACGGUUCCUCACUGGUCUGGCUACGGAUCACGAACCAACACAGCUUGCCGCAUCACAGUUCACAAUCAGUAUAAUUCAUAGACUGGAACAAGUAUCAUCUAAUGAACACGUAGGCUCGUUGGCCGAGAAUUUAUUAGAGGCCCUUUGCACAAACAAGAAGGUCGCAGAACUGAUCGAAGAAGCCCGGCAACACACUCGUAGCGAGAAGAAACGCUUGGCUAUGGCCAUGCGGGAGCGACAACUUGGUGCGUUAGGUAUGCGAACCAACGAUAAGGGCCAGGUCACGGCUAGUGGUACGAUACUUCAGCAAAUGGAGGAUCUAGGCGACGAGACCGGCUUAGUAUGCGUCAUCUGUCGAGAAGGCUACAAAUUCAAGCCAAAUAUGGUUCUCGGUGUCUAUACAUUUACAAAGCGUUGCAAUGUCGAAGAAUUCGAGACAAAGCAGCGUAAGACUGUAGGUUAUACCACUGUCUCACACUUCAAUGUAGUUCACGUGGACUGUCACAUGUCGGCUGUGCGUCUGGCCCGAGCUCGCGACGAGUGGGAAAGUGCAGCUCUGCAGAACGCCAACACCAAGUGCAAUGGUCUUCUGCCACUAUGGGGACCGCAAGUACCCGAGUCGGCGUUCGCCAGUUGCUUGGCUAGGCAUAACACUUACCUGCAGGAAUGUACCGGCCACCGCGACAUCUCCUACUCGUCUACAGUUCACGAUCUCAAACUGUUAUUGUUGCGCUUUGCCCAGGAGAAGAGCUUCCACGAUGAUACUGGAGGCGGCGGUCCUCAAUCCAACAUGCACAUGAUACCCUACCUCAUUCACAUGGCACUUUAUGUUAUUAAUACCACGAGGUCAGCGUCAAGGGAAGACAAAGCUCUCAUCACUUACUUGGAAUCGAAUGCCGGUUCUCCUUGGCUGGAUAGUUGUUACGAAGCUGAGGGCCCGCUAUAUCAGUGUACCCUGUCCAUAUUAAUCUUGACACCGGCCCGUUGGAACAAGAACAAGUUAACGCAUCUUCGAAGACUGAUACUUCUCGCUCAUCAACGAUACGUAUCACCUUCGGCCACGACGAAAACUCUGCUCGACACCAAUGUCAAGGACUAUUCUGUCUACAAGAGCGUACUGAUUUUCUUCGGUCUUAUUGACAAUAUCUACGCACAUUUCUUUAAAAAAGUCAAUGUUUUGACUGAUGAUCAGUGGCCAGCUGUUUUGGCAGAAUACAUUAGACACAAUGAUGAAGCUCUGCUGAAAGCCUCCGAGAAAAUUCUCGCAGCUUAUCGAGAUGAGCUACUGCCUUGUGCCAGUUUCGAUGAAUUUUGCGAUGUCGCAGGACUGCUCGAAGAAAUUUCUAACCCCUCAACGUUUAUAAGCGAUCUUUUGCAAAGUCUCGCCUAAUCAAGUAAUGUUUUUUUUUUAAUUUUAAUUGAGCCUUACAAAAAAAAAAACUAACACAAGCGUUCUUUUUUUAUUGAUUUGCUUUCUUUAACGAUUAUUAUGUGAUAAAAACCAAACAUGGUGCGCGUGCCGCACAGGGGUGCGCGAGACAGUAAAUGGAUAAAAUAUCUGAAAAAAAUUUUAUUGUUUUAUAGUCUUGUAAAAAUUGUAGGAUUUUUCUCGUUACAAAUUGCGUGUAAUUCAUCGCGUCACAUUUCAUUUAUGUGCUUAUAUACUGAAAUACAAUCUGUAAGUUUACGAAUCGUAAUUUGAAAUAAAUAUGGUAUACAUCUUAAAAAA